AUGCUAACUUAUUUGAAGGACUUCUUUUACAUAUGUCCUGGACACUUGGUCGACCGUGGAUUCUGUCAACCGGAAGCGGAUGAAGCCAAACGGGUCGCAGAUCAGAAGAAGCAAGAAGAGCUGGAUCGCGAGAUCGAAGCUGUGAAGAAAGAGUACGAGGAGAAGCAGAAGCUUAAGCGGGAAAAGCGGAAAGGGAAAGAUAAGGAGAAAGACAAGGAGAAAGAAAAGGAAACCAAAGGCAAAGAAGCAGAGGAGGACAAGCAGGAUGAGAAAGCCAAAGACGACAAAGCAUGUGAUGUGCACCUUCACUUCGUCACUAUCAAGGAGCUCUCCAAAACCAAGGAUCAAGCCCAGGCGGAACUUGGCCCGCGUAUAUACCAACUCAACAAGAACUUCUAUCAAAUGCGUCUAGACAAGCUGCGGAAUGCUGAGAUUGCCAAACGGAAUCGCGAACGACUGAACAACCCUGCAAACUUUCCGUCCGUGCCUAGCGGAAAUCCUUAG
Messenger RNA from Alternaria metachromatica, 504 nucleotides. RefSeq lists its product as uncharacterized. The record is from RefSeq and is a predicted model, not a curated record. Gene Ontology annotation, cellular component: endosome. Lineage: Eukaryota; Fungi; Ascomycota; Dothideomycetes; Pleosporales; Pleosporaceae. The transcript is spliced from 3 exons. Bases 1 to 504 code for a protein of 167 amino acids. Gene Ontology annotation, biological process: vacuolar transport.